CAGUGAGGUAGUGUUCACAGGUUCAUGGACCGUUCAGAAAUCUGAUGGUGAGGGGUAGGAGCCGCUCCAAAAACUUGUCACAAUGACUGCCUUUGCGUGGUUUGAUGUCAGAUCUUGUUUGACAAUCACUCCGGCCUCAUACCACGAGAUGCUAACGACGCUUCUUAAAUGCUAGCUGCUGUUGUCGUAGUACACUGCCUGGCUGAGUCUGUGGGUUCUUAAUUGCCAGGGAAUGAUGAUGUCAUGUGGAUUUGUUCCGAGCAGAAUAUAAAUCGAGCCGAGGGAGAUCCAGCCUCCCUUCACUGAGGUGGAGAAUCCUUGCACAGCCUCUUGGAAGCAGUCACUGGACAGCAGGUUAUGCCACCCCUAAGGUUUGUGGUGAAGACGGCAGUGAAGGAGAAAGGCUGAUUGGACAUUGCCCUGUGUCGUCACAGUGACCAUGGCAACCAAUGGGAGCAAGGAGCUGGCAAAUGUCCCCACGUGCUCACACAUGGCAGAAGAUGAGGCUGAAAGGUCAGCAGCGGAGGCAGACGAGGAGGCAGAGGAAGAGGAGGAUGAGGAAGAGCUGGACAAGCUGUUGGCAGUGGAGUGCCUGAGAGAUCUGCUGAGUGACCGGCCUCCGCAAGAACCUGAGAGGACCUACAGUGAGAAGGACUUUGAAUAUCACCGGCGCACCUCCCUUCAUGUCCACCACCCCCUCUCCACCCGCUUGCCGCUGCACAUGUGCUUCAGGAGGAAGGUUCUUCACUCAGAGCGGAAGAGGAAGAAAAAGAGAAAGAAGAAAAAGACGUCGGUGCCGCCGUCGGAGGAGACACCCACCAUCCAAGAGGUGGACGAGGAGGAAGACGAGGAGGUCUCGGAGGUGGAGGUACAGGACAAGGAGCUGUCGGCAAGUGAGGAGGCACACGACCCACCACAGUUCCUCAUUACUUCUCGUGACUCGAUGGAGAGCCUGCUGAUGGAGGAGCAGAUCCUGCAGCCCUGUGAACCACUCCCAGAGACAACAUCAAUGCUGGCAGAAAGCUGUACGGGACCUUCCCCGGAUUCCCCGGACAUCUCUCCAAACAGCCACGGAAAGCGGAAGUCAGUGCACCGGGUGGCAGGUGCCCAGAGGACGAGUUACAACCUGGAGGAGCGGGUCUGUAUCGGAAGCAUGACCUCACUGGGGCCUGCUGUGUACCAAAAGGUGCCGACAGAUGAGGCUGAGGCUCAGAUGUUAGCCACUGUUGACUUGGACGACAUGAAAAGCCACAGGUUUGAGGACAACCCUGGAGUUCGUCGGCAUCUGGUCAAGAAACCUUCAAGAGGGCAAAUGAGUAAAAAGGGUAGCAAGAUGUCAGUGCCCAGCGUGAAGAAGGUUCAGCAAGACCGGAAGCCCCACGAGGUCUUCGUCGAGCUGAACGAGCUGGUAGUGGGAAAGAACAACGAGAUGACCUGGCAGGAGACAGCGCGUUGGAUCAAGUUCGAGGAGGAUGUGGAGUCAGAGACGGACCGGUGGGGGAAGCCGCACGUGGCCUCAUUGACCUUCCGGAGUCUACUAGAGCUGAGGAAGACCAUCGCUCAAGGGGCAGUGUUGUUGGACCUGGAGCAGAAGACUUUACCUGGAAUUGCUCAUCUCGUGGUGGAAACCAUGGUCAUCACGGACCAGAUCAAAGCCGAGGACAGAACUAACGUACUGAAAGCCUUACUGGUCAAACACAGCCACCCGAAUGAUGAAAAGGAGGGAAGUUUCUUCCCUCGGUCUGGAAAUUCUAACAUGUCCUCUGUCCUGACUGGCUACCAAGUUCACCAAGAGGACAAUCUCUCCAAAGACCCCUUCGUGACCGUGCCGCUCAUGGGAGAGGAGUGCGUCAAGACUCAGGACCCCAAAAACAUGGAGGCCGACACCCAGAACAGCCUGAAGCGUCCAAUGCACCACAGUGAGAAGCACAAAACCAAGUCGGAAAUGAAACUGCUGAAACAGAUUCCGGAGAACGCAGAGGCCACAGUUGUCCUUGUUGGGACUCUGGCCUCCCUGGAGCAGCCCACCAUGGCCUUUGUUCGUCUCAGUGAAAGUGUGUUACUGGAGUCGGUUUUAGAGGUCUCUGUCCCCGUUCGUUUCAUCUUUGUCCUACUAGGACCGGCCCAGUCCAGCAUGGACUACCAUGAGAUUGGCCGCAGCAUCUCCACCCUGAUGUCUGACAAGGAUUUCCACGAAGCUGCCUACAUGGCUGAUGACCGUCAGGAUCUCCUGAAUGCCAUUAACGAGUUUCUGGACUGCAGCAUUGUCAUCCCACCACUUGAGCUGGAAGGCAAGGACCUCCUCCGGUCUGUUACUGCCUUUCAGAAGGAGAUGCUGAGAAAGAGGAAAUCAAGGGAGCACAAGAAGUCGAUAAAGAAGGAGGAAUCGCUGUUGGACAUUAAAGAAGUGUGCGAAGAUGUGAAGGAGGAAGAGGUUGAGGACGACCCUCUGAAGAGGACAAACCAGCUAUUUGGAGGCCUGAUCCGGGACAUCAGGCGGAGGUAUCCCAAGUACCUGAGUGACAUCCGGGAUGCCUUCAACUGUCAGUGCCUGGCCGCUGUCAUCUUCAUCUACUUUGCUGCCCUGUCUCCUGCCAUCACCUUCGGGGGGCUGCUCGGUACAAAGACUGAGGGUCUGAUCGGGGUGUCGGAGUUGAUCGUCUCAACAUCAGCAAUGGGCAUCUUCUUCUCCCUGUUUGGUGCUCAGCCACUUCUGGUGAUUGGAUUCACGGGUCCGCUGCUGGUGUUCGAGGAAGCGUUUUACAAUUUUAGCAAGAACCGGAACAUUGACUAUCUCACUGGCCGCGUAUGGAUUGGGUUUUGGCUCAUGUUCAUUGUGCUCAUCGCAGUGGCCUUUGAGGGCAGCUUGCUGGUUCGAUACAUCUCCCCCUUCACCCAGGAGGUCUUCGCCUUCCUCAUCUCUGCCAUCUUCAUCUAUGAGACCCUGAAAAAUCUCAGCAUGGUCUUCUCAGAACAUCCACUUCUCAAGACCUACCCUCCUGACACAGGGACAAGGGCCAACUAUACACAGGAUAUGAUGGUGCAGAUGCAACCCAACACAGCCCUCCUCUCUCUGGUCCUGAUGGUUGGCACCUUCUUCAUUGCCUACUUCCUGAGGAAGUUCAGGAACAGCCGCUUUCUCGGGGGAGGUGUGCGACGGGUUAUUGGAGACUUUGGAAUUCCCAUUGCCAUCUUGCUGAUGUUAAUCGUGGAUAUCUCAGUCACUGACACCUACACUGAGAAGUUGAACGUGCCUCUGCACUUCUCGGUUACCUCUCCCAGCAAGCGGAGCUGGUUCAUUCACCCCCUGGGCGAGGACAACAGCUUCCCUCUGUGGAUGAUCUUUGGCUCAGUUAUCCCUGCCCUGCUUCUCUUCAUCCUCAUCUUCAUGGAGACCAACAUCACCACGCUUAUUGUCAGCAAGAAGGAAAGGCGCCUGGUUAAAGGCUCCGGCUUCCACCUGGACCUGCUCCUCAUCGGUGUGGGAGGCGGAGUCUGUGGCAUCUUCGGUCUCCCCUGGCAGACGGCAGCCACCGUACGCAGCAUCGCCCAUGUCAAUGCCCUGACUGUCAUGAGCAAGAGCACCGCUCCAGGAGAGAAGAUCAAGAUCAAGGAGGUGAAAGAGCAGCGGAUCACUGGGACACUGGUGGCGUUGCUCGUGGGACUGUCAGUGGUCAUGGGCACAGUGCUACGGAUGAUCCCAAUGGCGGUUCUGUUUGGGAUCUUCCUGUACAUGGGGCUGACGUCGCUGACAGGAACCCAACUGUAUGAGCGACUGCUGCUGAUGUUUAUUCCAGCCAAGUUCCACCCGGACCACGUCUACGUCACCAAGGUGAGGUCUUGGCGAAUGCACCUCUUCACCAUUAUCCAGAUAAUCUGCAUCAUCAUCCUCUGGGUCAUCAAGUCCACCAUUAUCUCCUUGGCCUUCCCGUUUUUCCUCAUCUUGACUGUGCCCACACGCCGCUACCUACUUCCGAAGAUAUUCCGAGAGCGGGAAUUGCUGGCGCUGGAUUCUGACGAGACACAUCCAAACUUCGAUGAGGAUGGACACGACGAGUACAGCGAGAUGCACAUGCCCCUGUAAGGGGGAAGCUGAGGUGGCCCUCGCUCUUCUUCCUCUGCAGUCCCAUCCGCCUUCUGCUCUCUACCUCCUCCUUCUGGCCUCCAAGCAGCUCCCUCCCUGCGCAAGGCGAUGGGGACAGUCCUGCCAUUAGGUCCCUCCUACUCCUUCGAACCAGCACACCAGAGCUGGGCAGGAGGAGAGCUGCCCUGUGAGAGGCAACAGGAGAUCCCUCUGCAAGAAGGGAGACAGACGAAGAUCUCAAGAUGGCUACCAGCUGUAUUUUCCUACUGUAUCCUACUGUGCUGUUUUAUAUUAGAUGUUAGCUAAACAAAAUAGACAAUUCUCCACAUGCAAACUUUACUUACUAUAAAGAUAUAACUGAGUGUCUUAUAACAAACUGGUAGAUUGUCGCUUCUCAGGCGAUGUGACCAUGAACUUGGGAGUUGAACAUAAGGAAGCUGUCUCUGCAGUAUGUUCACAGUGAGGUUUAUGCAUCUCACCUGCGUCUGUUGACGAGUAAUUUCAUAGCUAUUGCACCUUUAACGCCGUAGAGAUCAACCCGUGUUCUACUCAAAAAAAGACAAUUCAACACCAAACCUCGGUUAAACAAAGACUCGGUUAAAGGGGUAGGUUUUAAGUUCAGAGUUUAAGGAUGGGAAGGAGGUUAGGGAGGUAGUGGGGGAGUCUGGAACCAGAGGGCACAGCCUCAGAGUACAAAGGCGUACUUUAGAAAAAAGAUGAGGAGAAAUGUCUUUACCUAGUGAGUUGGACAGCAUGGUGUUGGGGGUUGAAUAGGUGAAGGGGAUGUAGGAGUGGCGUGGAAGCAUAAUAUUAUGACAGUGUCAGUGACCCAGGUUCAAUUCCUGCCACUGUCUAAGUAGUUUAUACACCUUCCCCACGUGGGUUUCCCUGGGUGCUCUGCUUCCCUCCCACCUUCCAAAGACGUAUGGGUAAGUAGGUCAGUUGGGUAACACGAUGAAUAAACAAACAAAUAUGGUGAAGACAGUGAAGUUUUGGAAGCACUGAUAGGUGGAGGAAGCUGGGAAAGUAGACUUUAGUGCCCGCCUUUAUGCAGUAUAUUGAGGUUAGUUACCUGGAUAAUGCAGGAAACAGGCAUUGAGACCAGUUACCACAUCUCCCCUCUGCUUGUUCAUGGGUCUCUGUUUCUCCAGAGAGAUGCAUCACUGAGAUUUCUUUGCUGGGGUUGUGGGGAUGCUGACGUCCUACAGUGAAUGUUUAACCAUCCACCACCACUCCGUUCCCCAGGACUCAGGAUGCUGAGAGACAUUAGUUCUCAAUCCAGUAAUUCUUCCACAGGAUUGGAGUGAGCAGGAUUAACUGAUCGGCCUUCACACUGGCGUUCCUAAACCACUCAGGGUCCUAGGCCUCCCAACUCUCUGCUCGGAAAAGAUUAAAGAGAUUAGCUUUAUUUGUCACAUGUAUAUCAAAACAUGCAGCGAAACGCGUCAACAGCCAACUCAGUCUGAGGAUUGUGCGUAAGUGUCGCCAGGCUCCCAGCGCCAAAACAGCAUGCCCACAACUUGCUAACCCUAAUCCAUACAUUUUUGGAAUGUGGGAGGAAUCUGGAGCAUCCAUGGGAAAGCCACAAGGUCACAAAAAGAGCAUCCUCACUGCUUGCAGACAGUGGCGGAAUUGAACCUGGGUCACUGGCGCUGUAGAGCGUUACACUAACCAGUACGCUUCUGUGCCACCCAAGCCCCCUAUGGCCAUCAGUUCUAGUCUCACCUACCAUGGAAACAACUUUCCGGCCUCUAUACUAUCUAUGCCUUUCAGAAUUUUCUGUUUCUAUAUGAUCUCUGAUUCGCCUGAAUUCCAGUGACUCAGUCACAGGGAGAACAUACAAACUCCUCACAGCCCGCAGCAGGAAUCGAACCCCAAUCUUCCGAUUGCUCAUGCUGUAAAGCUUCACGCUAACCACUAUACUACCAUGCUACCCAUUAAGGGACUGAGAUUAUUAAGAUAAAGUGGGAUUGAACUAUUGUGUGAGAAGCCUGAUCUUGGCUGACUAUACCUCAUUCUUGUUCCUCUUAGCCAUCUCCUGGUCCAGGAAUACCCUGGUCAGGGAAUUCCCUUUUCCCAAUGUAUACCGGCUGACCUCAACCCAGGAACCUCCAACUGCCCCUCGGUGCUGUUGGAACGUUAGAACUGGAAGCUGCUGAUUUCUUGGGCUCCUCUGUCCUUUUAGUAAGGUGACACUGGCUGUUGUACCUCGUCCCCAUUUCUCCACCAAUAUCCCCCAUUCCCACUACUCAACAAUUACUGGUAUCACCCACUUGUGUUGGCAGCAUGGAGGACGUCUUUAAGAGGCCAUGCUGCUCAUAGAGUGCUACUGCACAGAAACCAGCCCUUUCAUCCAUCUAGUCCAUGUUGAACUGUUAUUCUGCCUAGAUCCAUUGACCUGCGCCAGACCGUAGCCCUCCGUACCCCUCUAUACCCCUCCUAUUCAUGUACUUAUCCUAACUUCUCUUAAAUGUUGCAAUUGAAUCCGUGUCCAUUGGCAGCUUAUUCCACGCUCGCACCACCGUUAUUCCACCUAAAGUUCCACUUAAAUAUUUCAUCUUUCACCCUUAACCUCUGACCUCCUGUUCUAAUCUACCCAACCUCAGUGGAAAAAGCCUACCUGCAUUUACCCUAGCUAUACCCCUCAAUUCUGUACACCUCUAUCAAAUCUCCCCUGCACUCCAGGAAAUAAACUCCUAACCUAUUUAACUUUCUCCUAUAACUCAGGUUCUCAAGUCCCAGCAACAUUCUUGUAAUUUAUUUUCUGUACUUCUAUAAUGAGGCGACCAGAACUGAACACAGUACUCAAAGUGUGGUCUAACCAGGGUUUUAUAGAGCUGCAACAUUACCUCGCACCUCUUGAGCUCAAUCCCACAACCAAUGAAGCCCAAUAUUCCAAACAUCUUCUUAACCACCCUAUCAACUUGCACAGCAACUUUGAAGGAUGUAUAUACUUGGCCUCCAAUAUCCCUCUAUACCUCCAUACGUCUAAGAAUCUUGCCAUUAAUUUUGUACUCCGCCUUCAAAUUUGACCUUGCAAACUGAAUCACCUCACAUUUUUCCGAGUUGAAGUCCACCUGCCACUUCUCAGCUCAGCUCUACAUCCUAUCAAUGCCCCGUUAUAGCCUACAACUUCCCUCCUCUCUGUCCACAACACCACUAACCUUCAUGUCAUCUGCAAACUUAAUAACCCACCCUUCCACUUCCUCAUCCAAGUCAUUUGUAAAAGUUACAAAGACCAGGGUGCUCUGUGGAACCCUCUUGGUUUCUGACCUCUAGACAGAAUAUGUUCCAUCUACAACCACACUCUGCCCUCUGUGGGCAACCUAAUUCUGAAUCCACACAACCAGCUUUCCCUAUCCUUACACAUGACCAUCUGAAUGAGCCUACCAUGGCGAACUUUGUCAAAUGCCUUACUAAAAUCCAAAUUUAGAACAGAAAACAAGACAGACCCUUCGGUCCAAAAUGUUGUGCUUACUGUUUAGUCUUCUCUAAGAUCAAUCUAACCCUUCCCUCCUAAACUGGUUUCCUCCUGCCAUCCAAAAAUUUAUCGAAUGUAUCUGCCUUUACCACUACCCCUGACAGGGUGUUCCAUACACCCACCACUCUCACCUGAAGUCAGGCUUGAACAAACAGAGGCAGUCGGAGCUGAUGUCACUGAAGGUGACAUUUAAUAAAUUCGCAGUGUUUUAUCUCACUCCUCCGUCAGUGCCACAGGCUGACAAGGGCAGGUGUUGGGUUUGCCAACAAUCUCCGGUGACUUGAGGAAUUGUUGAGGAACUCCGGGUCAGCUGAUCUUGGCCGUUGUGGAAUUGAACUCUGCAAAGCUCCAUGUUGGGGGCUCAGGUCUCUGAUCAGGUUCCCAGGUAACCAGGAGGGGGAGAGGUGCAUGCCGCCAUGUUACUGAACAAACUAAUAGAGGGCGGGCAGGUUUGGAGUUUCAAGGACAAGUUUCCGGUGACUGUAGCAAAUGUACCAGCAUAAGGGGCAGCACAGUAGAGAAGCAGUUAGCGUUACGCACUAACAAUGCCAGUGACCCAGGCUCAAUUCCUGCCACUGUCUGUAAGGAGCUUGUACUAUACAUUCACCCCGUGACCAUGUGGGUUUCCUCCAGGGGCUCCGCUAAAGGUGUAUGGGUUAAUUGGUCACAUGGGUGUGAUGGGGUAGCAUGGGCUUGUUGGGCCAGAAGGGCCUGUUACCGUGCUGUAUCUCUGAAAUAAAUGAAAAUUCUGCAGUGCCUUCUACAGCCUUAGGUCAAUGCCCGACAUCCAAUGAUGUCCUUUCGUAGUGUAACCACUGCAGCUUUGGGCCCAUUAGCUAAGAAGGGACGUGUUGUCAUUGGACAGAGUCCAGAGGUUCACAAGAAUGAUCCAUGGAAUUAAAGGAUUAAUGUAUGAGGGGUGUUUGAUGGCCUGUACUCACUGGAGUUUAGAAGAAUGAGGGAGAAAUCCCAUUGAAAUCUACCAAGUAUUGAAAGGCCUCCAGAGAAUGGAUGUGGAGAGGAUGUUUCCAAAUAGUGGGAGAGUCUAGGACAAGGGCACAGCCUCAGAAUAAAAGGGCGUCCCUUUAGAAUAGAAAUGAAGAAUUUCUUUAGGCAGAGGGUGGUAAAUCUGUGGAAUUCAUUGCCACAGAUGGCUGUGGAGGCUAAAUCAUUGGCUAUGUAUAUUUAAAGCAGAGGUUGGUAGGUUCUUCAUCUGUAAGGGCUAAAAGGUUACAGGGAGAAGGCAGGAGAAUGGGUUUGAGUGGAAUAAUAAACCGGCCAUAGUGGAGCAGACUCAAUGGGCUCAAAUGGUCAAAUUCUGCUCCUAUGUCUUAUGAUCUUAUUUAUCCAAUUAGUUCAACACUGGAACCAUUUUAAUCAUUUACCUAGAUCCCUCAAGACUUUUUUUAACAUGUCAUUGGGCAUAUUUAAAGCUGAGGUUGAUAGGUUCUUGAUUAGUAAGGGUGUCAAAGGUAAUGGAGAGAAGGCAAGAGAACAGAGAGAUAAUAAAUCAACCAUGAUGGAACAAUGGAGCCCAUUUGAUGGGUCAAUUGGCCCAAUUCUGCUCUUAUGUGUUAUAGUCUUAUGGACAUGAGAAACCUAGGGGCUGACUGAUGCAUAGAAAGAGCUGGAUAAUGUGUGUUAGUGGGGGCAAUUUCUUGGUAGCUGUUAGCAGAAGAUGCUGAUGUCAUGAGGAGCUUUACAUCCACUAGGGGGAGCUGACGGGGGCUUUGGUUUAACAUUAAGCCGGGGUGCAAAUCAGGUGUCGCUGAGGGAUGGGAAACCAUGGCAAAGUGUGGAGCACGGAGUGAGGGACGGAAUGAGCCUCUCUCUGCUUCGAUUCCCUUGUUCCCCUCCACCUUCACAAACAGUGGGAAGGUAAGUCAGAAUCAAAAUCAGCUUCAUUACCACUAACAUAUGUCGUGGAACUUACUUUGCGGCAGCUGUCCAGUACAUAAAAAAUUACUAUAGGUAUCAAUAAGAAAUAUAAAAUAUAUGAAUAAGUAGUACAAAAAACGGGGCAGUGUUUAUGGAUUCAUGGUCCAUUUAGAAAUCUGAUGUCAAAGGGAAAAAUAUGUUCCUGAAAUAUUGAAUGUGUGUCUUCAGACCCUUGUACCUCCUCCUUGAUGGUAGUAAUAAGACGGAGGCAUGUCCUGAGUGGUAAGGGUCCUUAGUGAUGGACGCUGCGAAUGUUGAGGCAUUGCCUUCUGAAGGUGCCCUUGCUAGUGGGAGGCUAGUGCUCAUGAUGCAGCUGGCUGAGUUUGCAACCCUCUACAGCUUUUUCCAAUCCCGUGCAUUGACGUCUCCAUACUAGACAGUGAUGCAAACAGUCAGAAUGCUCUCCACAGUCCAUCUGUAGAAACUUGCUAGAAUUUUUGAUGGCAUACUGUUCUAAAUCUCCUCAAACUCCAGCAACAGGAACUCCUCCUCUGAUCACUGCCUUAAACUGAUACACUUCUUGGGACUUUUGGCAGUCAAUCUGUGCAAGCCAGAACUAAUGAAUUAUGUGUGCACCAAGAGUUUCUGUCUGAUAUUGAGUUUGAUAGAACAGAGAAUGUAGAACAGCAUGGACCAGUACAGGCCCUUUGGCCUACGAUAUUGUGCCGACUUUUAAACCCACUCCACAAUCAAUCUCACCCUUCCAUCCUACAUAGCUCUCCAUUGUUGUUACAUCCACGUGCCUGUCCAGCAGUCUCCUAAAUGUCCCUAAAGUAUCAGCCUCAGGGUAUCAGGGUUUCAGAGAACACCUCAGAGUCACGUCUCAACCAGACUCGGCAAGGGUGGCAGGCUCCCUGAGCCUGAAAACCAUCAGAAACACAGGAUUCUGCAGAUGCUGGAAAUCCAGAGCAACACACACACAAUGCUGGAGGAACUCAGCAGGUCAGACAGCAUCCAUGGAGGGGAAUAAACAGACGACAUUUCAGGCCCAGGACCAGAAAGGAAUGGCGCAGAAACCAUAAUAAGAAGUUGGGCGAGGAGAAGGCAGUAUAAACUGGCAGGUGGUAGGUGAUGGGUGAGACCAGGUGAGGGAGAAGGUGGAUGGGUGAAGGGGAUGAAGUUAAAAAGCUGGGAGAUGAUAGGUGAAAGGGGUAAGGGGAAAUACAACCCGUUGGAAUUCUUUGAGGAAAUAACAAGCAGAAUAGGAGAGUCAGUGGAUGUUGCUUACUUGGAUUUUCAGAAGGCCUUUGACAAGGUGCUGAACAUGAGGCUGUUUAACAAGAUAAGGACCCUUGGUAUUACAGGAAAGGUACUGGCAUGGUUAGAAGAUAGCUGAUUGGCAGUAGGCAAAGAGUCAAAAUAAAGGGGGCCUAUUUUGGUUGGCUGCCAGUUACAACUGAUGCUCUGCAGGGAUCGGUAUUGGGACCGCUUCUUUUCACGUUAUAUGUCAACGAUUUGGAUGUCGGACUUGAUGGUUUUGUGGCCAAGUUUGAAGACAAUGCAAAGAUAUGUGGAGGGACAGGGAGCAGGGAAUCAUGCACUUUGGUAGAAGGAGUAAAGGCAUAGCAUUUGAUAGCUCCGUAUUUGUUAGAGUUUAGAAGAAUGAAAGGCCUAGACAGAGUGGAUGUGGAGAGGAUGUUUCCUAUAGUGGACCAGAAGGCAUGGCCUCAGAAUAGAGGGACAUCUAUUUAGAACAGAUACGAGGAGUAAUUUCUUUAGCCAGAGGGUGGAUAAUCUGUGGACUUCAUUAUCACGGAUGGCUGUGGAGGCUAAGUCAAUGGGUAUAUUUAAAGCAGAGAUUGACAGGUUUUUGGUUAGUCAGGGCGUCAAAGGUUAUGGGAAGAAGGAAGGAGAAUGGGGUCGAGGGGGAUAAUAAAUCGGCCAUGAUGGAAUGGGAACAGACUCAAUGGGUCAAGUGGCCUAAUUCUGUGACUAUGUCUUAUGGUGUUAUGGUAAAGGACUGCAGAGGGAAUCUGAUGGGAGAGGACCAUAGCAGAAGAGGAAAGAGGGGUACCAGAGGAAGGUGAUGGGCCAGUGAAGAGAAGAGAAGGGAUAAGAGGAAAUCAGAAUGCUGAAUGGGGGAGAAAAGAGCCUCUCCUGCAUAGGUACUGCCUGAACUGCUGAGUUGCUCCAAUAUUUUGUGUAUAUUGUUCCCUGAAGUGCAUUCGUUUACCAGGACAAUUUUUACAACAACCUAAUUGUUAUAAGGAGCUUUUUUUUAUCCAAUUAACUAAAUUCCCAAGCUGCCAUGUUUUAGAUUUGAACAUGUCUCCAGGCCUUGGAUGCAAGUCAAGUGUGACGGCUUCUAGCGACCUGUAACCGAUUAAAACUAGCAGCGGGCUUCAACGUCGAAUCGUUCUAAUCUGCACUUUCCAUUGUGUAUAGCCAGAGAAGUUUUUUUUUACAACUGUUUCCCCACUGCAGCUCACUUGAUGAGUGUUGGGUAUUUCUGUAUAUGAGCAUACAUUUAUAAAUUAUUUUAUUGAGAAUAGAUGUAAUAAUUUUAAAAAAGAUUCACAAGGAAGAUUGAAAUUAUUAAUGAGUAUCCUGGCAUUUGUACUGUGAAAAACUGAGAUGUGUGAAAUCUCUCGUAUUUUUGUGCCAAUAAUUUUUCAGACUGUCUUUCUUUCUGAAUGUUUGGAGCUGUGACCACUCUGGUACAGGAAUCUCUUUAAUAAAAUCU
Molecule: messenger RNA, 12186 nt
Organism: Mobula hypostoma (lesser devil ray)
Lineage: Eukaryota; Metazoa; Chordata; Chondrichthyes; Myliobatiformes; Myliobatidae
Product: anion exchange protein 3-like
Exons: 23
Coding region: 440-4084 (1214 amino acids)
Biological process (GO): transmembrane transport; bicarbonate transport; monoatomic anion transport
Cellular component (GO): plasma membrane
Molecular function (GO): solute:inorganic anion antiporter activity; monoatomic anion transmembrane transporter activity
Source: RefSeq, a predicted model, not a curated record